UUAACCAUCAAGAUUAGAUUAUAAUUUUGAGUUUGUUUACGUUUUCGCAUUUUAAAUAAUUUCAUUAAAUAUUAUUGGAAAUAUAUCACUUUGAAUUCAGAAUGCAAUCUGUAACAGUUCUAACGCAUCAUGGCCGUAGACAAGCAGUGAAGGUUGAACCAAAUAAGACUGUUUUAUGGAUUCUAGAAGAAGUUUGCAAGAAAUUUGAUUUCGAUCCUAAUAAUUAUGACUUGAAAUGUCACAACAAACUUCUAGACUUGUCUCAAAUGUUUCGAUUCGCUGGUUUACCUAAUAAUUGUACUUUAGAAAUGGUUGAAGCUAAAAAGAAGCGAAUAGAGCAAGAUUUGACAAUUUGCGUGCAACUUGAGGAUGGAUCAAGAGUGAAUGGAAGUUUUCCAUCAUCAACAUCAUUGAAAGAUGUGAUUACCAUAUUGUGCCCGCUGAAAUCAUCUGAAGAUCAAAGCCCCGUUGUGAUUUACAUGCGAAGUGAAAUAUUUGGCGACGCUCUCGAAAAGACGACAUUAAAGAGUUUGGGACUUUCUUCUGGGGGUCGAGCUUUGAUUCGUCUUAUCAAUACAGAUCCUGAAAGUUUGAAAGUUCAAGCUAAUAUUUCUGCUCCUCUUCCUCAAAAGCCAAAAGAGGAAAUUAUAGAGAAAGAAAAACCAAGAAUUAUCUCAAAUGCUGGAUGUUCAGACACGUUCCAGUUUAAAAAUAUUCAAUUAUUGAAAGAAGAAGUUUCGACUCCUGAUAAAACACCAGAGCAACCAAUGGAAACUGAUGAACCUGUAAAGGAAGAAGCAUUGCCAAGCAAAUCAACUGAUGAAGCCGUGAAACCAAUUAAACAAUUAAAUCAUGAACUUGUUGAAGAGAGCAUGGAGCAGGAAGUUGAACAAAUUAUUAACAUCCUUGACAGUCGAGGUACAAUCGUCUUUUCAUUGGAUUCAAUGCAAACAUCAAAUGUUGAUCUCCCCGAUUCUUUCUUUGAACUUACUGAAUCUGAAGUCCGAAAGCUUUAUCGCGAUCUGAAAGUCCAAUUGGAUGAAAUCGAAAACAAGCCAUUGAUGACAACAGAGUUGCGAAAAUUAGAAGAGAAUAAGAAAAUAUUAAAUCAACUAUCGAUGUACAAGUCAUGUGCAAUUCGAAUUCAAUUCCCGAAUCGUUACGUGAUUCAAUCAAAGUUCUCUACAGUUGAAACAGUUGGUGUUGUCAUGGAAUUUGUAAAACAAUUUUUGAUUGAUUCUGAGAUGGAAUUUUAUUUGUUUACAACACCGCCAAAAACCAUACUAGAUAUGAACACAACACUCAUUGAGUCGAACUGUGUUCCAUCUGCGUUACUUCACUUUGGAUGUGAUCCAACGCUUACAAAUGACUUUCUUAAGCCGGAUCUGUAUGAAAAGUUGUCUACGGGUACAGGAGCUUCUCGUGUUCUUGCUGAUGCUAGAAAAAGCGAUUCUUCGACUUCCUCAGAUUCUGCAGGUCCAAGUAACGAUAAAAACUUUGAGAAGCCAAAACCACCUACAAACUUUCUUUCUUCAAGUGUAAGUCGGGAAAAUACAGGAGCUAUACCGAAAUGAUUACAAAGCAAAAUGGAUUGCGAUGAUGGAAUUAAAGAAAAUCCUGACAUCAAUCAACUUUUAAAUACAUUUAGUUCACUUCAAACUAAUGAGAAAGAUGAUUUGGUUGUUGGAUUUCAGAACAUUGCAAAUGAGCUUAGUUAUGCUACAGCUCGUUUCUUUCUCGAAAUGAACAACUGAUUUUGCAUGAUAUUUCGCAACUUCCUGAUAAGUAUUUUGAGAGUAAAUAUCAAUUUUAGGAAUCUUCAAGCAGCUGUUGGUUGUUAUUUUGACUUUGUCGCAAGCUCACAGAACAAUGGCCUUCAACCCAUGCCAUCAAUGCGUGUUGUUAAAGAGUUAACUGUUGGAUUAGGUGAAUCUGUAACACCAAAUACUCAAUUUACGCAAAGUUGGCUUGUUGAGAAUAAUGGAACUGUCACCUGGCCUGAAGGAUGCUAUCUUAAGCUCGUUUCAGAGAUCAACAAUGAUGGAAAAAUGCUUGUUCCACCGAUUGCGCCUAACGACACUCACAUUUUAACUAUAAAUCUUGUGAGUCCAUCUGAAGUUGGUCAAUUUAAAUCGCAAUUUUGUUUAUGUACGCCUGUUGGCACAACUUUUGGCCCAAUCAUUUGGAGCGUCGUUGAUGUAUCAGCGGCUGGAACACUUGCAUUAACACAACAACUCACGCAACUCCACACAUCACCACCAAAAACUGAAUCAUCUCAACAGGUUGGCUGUGCGAAUUGGAAUGAAGAUGGAAUGGAUGUAGGAGCUGGUGAGAGUGGAAAUGCCUCAAUGGCACUUGUUCCACAUUGUAGUAAUUUAGUGUCCGGUGAUAGACAAUUUUCGUCUAUAAAUCAGAAUCUAAUGCCAGCACCGCAAAAUUCUCCGAACGCCAAUGAUGAAGAGAUGGUGAUUGAGAAGAUCAACAGUCACAUUUUAUAAAGUGGAUGCGCCACUCUCAUCAUUUCACUCAUCAGCGAAGAAAAAAAGUUUUAAACUUAACUUCAGGAAAAUUAAAUGAAAUGUUUUUAUUUAAUACUUGCCACUUAAAUAUUUUAAUGCUUGUUACAUCAUGCAAUUUAAAACGGCAAUUGAUUGAAAUAUUUGAAUCCAAAUCAUCUCCUGGAUUCGUAUCCUGAAUUAUUGUAAAAAAUAUAAAUUUUGGGAAGAAAAAUAAAAAAUGCUAAUCGGAAGUGCAAAUCAAUAAAAAGA
Molecule: messenger RNA, 2768 nt
Organism: Clunio marinus
Lineage: Eukaryota; Metazoa; Arthropoda; Insecta; Diptera; Chironomidae
Source: the annotation of a GenBank genome assembly